CUAAGAUUGAGCACCUAUACAUUUGGACAUUAAGCAGCUCGUGGCAGCGCCGUGGGUGGAACCGCUUUCAGCAUUGGCAGCCAGUGCUCCCUCUACCUAGCUCGGUCCGCCGCCGCCGCUGCCGUCGCGAUAUCGAACCAACGCCCCGCAUCGCACCAGCUUUGCAACUGCGCUGCGUCUAUCCAAUCCCGACAACAUGGCUAGCCAAGCACAAAUCAACCCGAAAAAGCAGCAGGAGCUUCAGCUCCAGUACACAAAUUACAAGAACACGCUGCAACAAUUGGCGCAAAAGAUCGGCGAAAUCGAACAGGAAGCCGAGGAGCACAAGCUUGUUAUUGAGACACUUCAACCUCUUCCCAAGGACAGAAAAUGCUUCCGCAUGGUUAACGGGGUUCUGGUUGAGCGCACGGUUGAAGACGUUCUCCCCUCCCUCCAGACGAACUCGGACGGUUUGAAGCAGGUUUUGGAUGAGCUUCUGAAGCAAUACAAGUCCAAACAGUCGGAUCUUGAUAACUGGAAGAAAAAGAACAACAUUCAAGUCGUACAGCCAUAGGGGACCAAAGUCAACGAUCAACAUGGCUCACUGAUUACCUUGCCGUUAUUCCCCUGGUGUCAUUCAUCGUUCGGGGCCUCAAGCAGUGAGUUGAGCAGGAGCGGCGUUCCCCGGUGUCCAAGAUUAUGAAUACAAACCCCGAUUUUGCUACUAUUUCGAACCAUCCCAUGGCCUGAACAUUCGUGGCUCCUAGCAUCUGAUGCUGGCAGAAAACUGCCAGUAGCUCUCGCCUAGGACAAGGACAAUGUGGCAGGUAAACAAACUAGUGCUUUGUCACAGGACGGCCGAGGCCUUGAAUGCACUCAUGCCUGACCGCUAGGUCUAAUUCGGGAAAGACCUCACAUCAGGCUAUGGAACUGGAUUCUGAGGUACCAUCGUCAAGACUCUGGCCGUACCUAGCAGCAAAUAGUGUAUAAUACAACUCCCGUGCCUUCUUUAGUCUGUUUGAAGACUUUACUUCAAGGGUGCAUAUACGUCUUGGACUUGU
Molecule: messenger RNA, 1040 nt
Organism: Aspergillus saccharolyticus JOP 1030-1
Lineage: Eukaryota; Fungi; Ascomycota; Eurotiomycetes; Eurotiales; Aspergillaceae
Product: putative prefoldin subunit 2
Exons: 4
Coding region: 197-553 (118 amino acids)
Biological process (GO): protein folding
Cellular component (GO): prefoldin complex; cytoplasm
Molecular function (GO): protein folding chaperone
Source: RefSeq, a predicted model, not a curated record